This is a messenger RNA of Setaria italica (foxtail millet), 1391 nucleotides long. RefSeq lists its product as uncharacterized. The record is from RefSeq and is a predicted model, not a curated record. NCBI's taxonomy places the organism in Eukaryota, Viridiplantae, Streptophyta, Magnoliopsida, Poales, Poaceae. The transcript has 4 exons. Bases 440 to 1114 code for a protein of 224 amino acids.
UGCCAUCCCUACAUCUGACGGCUGCCGCAGCCACACAGAGUCACAGUUGCCCGUUGGAUUCUCUCUCUGUCUCGGCUGCCCCCAAUUCUUGCCCCGUCUCCUCGAUCCGCCCCCUGCUUCCCCCGCCUUCUCCGCGUCUCCGCCGAUCAGCCUCGCCGCCGCCCGUCACCUGGAACCCGCGCUCGUGGGUCCCUUCAUCCCGCGCCCUGCCUCGGAGCCGACGGCCUCGGAUCACCUCCCCCGCCGCGGGCACUCCCUCCGUCAGUCAAAUCCACAGCCGCGGCGCGCGGCGCGGGUCUUCGCCUCCACGAUCUCGGGUAUCAUUAAGAUUGUCGUAAUGUAUUGGAGGAGCCAUACCAUCUAGUGAUAAGCAAGUAGCAUUGGAGCCAAAAAAACAGCAACAAGUGAGUUGCCAAAGAAAGGUGCAAAUAUCGUAAAUAUGUCUCAAGGAACUUCUCCACUGCCAAAAGAUAAAGGUCCUACAACAGAACCUGGAAAGGCUGUGGGCAUCAAACGGCUGCAGUCUGAUACUCCCUCGAGUCCUGGAUAUCAUAAUGUUUAUGUAAGAAGAAAAGUAGAAUCUGAGCAUAGUAAGGUGAAUCCUUCUCAGGAUUUGAAAGGUAAUGGAAGAGACAAAGCAAAAGAGCAGGAGACACACCAAGAUGUUCAACAAGAUCAACAAGAGGAGGCCAGUAGGACCCAAGUGUCAUCCCCUGUUGCUGAAUCUGUAGAAAUAGUAUCUUCCAAAUCUCCUGAAAAAACAAAUGCAGAAAUUGUGCCAGAGAAAACUGAGCCACCAGUUGCUUCUGGCACUGGCAUUCAAGAGGAUGUGAAACAGUUAAGCAUACAAUACUGGAACGAGAGGUUUAAUCGAUUACAGACAUAUUUGGAGAGCUGUGAUCAUUCGACCCAGGAGGGUUAUUUGCGAAAGCUUAGGUCCCUUUCGGCAGCUGGGCGAAGCAUGCAUGCGAUUGAGCUGGAGAAAAGGGCAAUACACCUCCUAGUGGAGGAAGGGAAAGAGCUGCAGCGGAUGAAGGCUUUGAAUGUCCUUGGGAAGGUCUCCCCAAAUGCUUCAUCGAAGCCAACACCUUUGCAGCGGCAGUCUCAGAAAUGAGAUGCCCGUAUAGCAUCAAGAGAGCUGCGAUGCUCAAGCACAUUGCCGAAAGGACAUGCUCUGUUUGUGUAGCUCCAGUUUUUUAUGACUCUUUUUACGGCCAUGUAAUGCAUCUCCUUUUCUUCUUGUAUUUCUUUUUGUAUUUGUUUCGCUGCCUCACCACCCUAGUGAUGUGGGUCUGUUGUAAUGCUAUGUAAUUAGUAUUAACCCAUAUAGAUAAGCCUGGUAUGCUUAAUGGCUAAACCUAACUAUUUUCUGUUUAUUCCUUUGUCAAGAA